AUGGAGUGGCAAGUCGUCAGCGGCCCGAUUCGGACUUUUAAUUUCGGGACCUGCACCGACAAAGAAGGACUGACAGCCUGUUUGCGCUGUCGCCUGCAAAAGGUAUGGGCCAUUCCCACCCGUGCAGCCCUUUUCCGUCGGAGCAAGCUUUUACUAAGAGGACAUGGUUUUUUCCCCGCAAAGCUCAAGUGCGAUCGUGGCCGUCCUACGUGCAGCCGGUGCCGUCGACUCGGCGCCGACUGCAGCUAUCCCGCGCCGCCGGAUCGCCGCGGCCCGCGGGGUAAGCGCAAGCGGCGGCCGCUGCGUGCGCGGACCGAAGACACCGGUGAGGGUACCGGUGCCGGCCAGCACCCGGCCCUGGUGUCCGAGCCCCCAGAGACGGGAGGCUCGGGGGAACCGGCGGCAGGCGAACGUCCUGCUCUUCUGUCAUCUGACAUUUCCAGGUCACCUGUUCAGAGGCAGUACCCUGUAGAGCAUGCUGCUGCCACUGGUAAUGUCGUGGGCUACGCAUCCACGAGCAUGGUGACGGAAUAUCCUGUGCUCUCCGGUUCCUAUCAAAAUCAGCUGCGCAAGUCAACUUCGCUCCCAAACGAGUCUGCCCUCGAAGCUGGCCAACCGCCUCCGUUGCCGCCGACCUCGCUUGGUCUUGCCUUGCUGGAAAUAUACUUUGCACGUAUAUACAAUGCGUCAAUUCUAUUCCACAAGCCUCUCCUCUUCCAACAGUAUAUUGAGGGCACAAUCCACCGAGCUCUACUGCGAGCAUUGUUUGCCAUGGCUACUCUUUUCCUUCAUCCGAGGAGCGACGAGAACAGAUCGAGAACCACUUCCAAUGAAGAACUUGCGAUACUAAGUGUGUAUCAAUCCUCGGGACUUCCGUGGGCCAAAGCUGCCCUGACCGAAGCCAUGCAGCUGGUCAUGCAGUCCCCAUCUCUCAUGGUCGUCCAAGCAUUGCAGUGCGUACAGCUGUAUUGGUUUGGCGUCGGGCAACCUCACUCGGGAGACUUGUGUAUUGCUCUCGCCUAUCGAGCAUCACAGGUCCUUGGCUUCGACAAAAGGCUUCCUCGUGAGAUAGACAUCUCCGGCGAAACCCUCGAAGUUGAACUUGGUCGCCGGUGUUUCUGGGCUUGCUGGAUCUCUACCUGUAUUGUGAUGGAGCCUGAGCCAUACGUCGAAUCGGCGUGGAAGGAGGCUGCCAUGCUACCGCUCCCAGGCUCCAUUGCCUCGAGCUCCCAAGGCUGGAGAGUAACUUAUAACCAGACUAUGGAUAAGUACUGGCACGCUAUUUCGGUACAGCUUCGACCUUCCGAGGCCGAAACUCGCCCUGCUACCGCAAGCGGUUCCCUGAUCAAAAUGAUUGGCGUUUGGUACGAAGGGGCAAAAGUUCAGCUUCUCUGCAAAGACCGCCCGUCGUCGAUUACCACUGGCGAGCUGACAUCUGUCCAUCACUUUUCACACUUGGCAACAGUCCUGUUUCACGACGCUACUUCCGCCAGGAGCUCAGCCUAUCAAGAUGAUUCCACGAUGGAGGUCCAGAAUAUAUACAUGUUUCAUGACGCCAUUUACCACCAAUGCCAGAUCGUUUUGCACUCACUGGUUGUUCCGCUCUUCUCCGGGAUCCCCGCGGAUCGCAACCUUGACAACCACCGUCAGGCACAGAUUCUGGCCGCAGAAACGGUUCUGAAGCACGCCGAUCUAUAUAAGCAACUAUUGACGCCGUAUCUUCAUGGCGACGAGGACGUAUCGCGUUUGCCUCCGCUUCUGGGCUACGGCGCAUUUGUAGUGGGAAUGGUGUUUCUUUCCACGGACGCUGCUCGGCGCAAUCAAGUUGCGACUGAGGCAACUGCCGACGCCGAUGAAGCCAACGACAGGCUACUUGCGGUCCAGGACAUAGUCAGAGUUUUGGACAUUUUGAGAAACUCUUGGAGAGCAUUGCAGCAACCGUGGGAAGUCCUCAGCUCUGCGUUGCAGCCCUACCUCUCGAGGUCAUCCGAUCCUACAAACUUGCGAGACCCCUCGCUGAGAAGUAAAGACCGGGGCGUGCCACAAACAACGGAUGGGACCGGUCGGUCGGCGAACGGCAACGACGAAGGCAGGGGCCCCGGAGCAUAUACAGAGAGUAGCGGCGACUCCGCUACACGUCCGGCCAGUAAUGAGCAAGCGCUCGAUGGGAAUCUGGAGGAAGUGCUGCCGAAUGUCUCCUUCGCAGGCCAGGCUGAUCUGUUUGCAGACUGCGGAUGGUACGGCAUGUCACUGGCAGAAGUGGGAGUCGAGCAGCUGGUGGGUUAUGAGCCGUCCAGCUUGUUUCUACAGGGAUGGAAGGCAUUCAGUUAG
Molecule: messenger RNA, 2331 nt
Organism: Cordyceps militaris CM01
Lineage: Eukaryota; Fungi; Ascomycota; Sordariomycetes; Hypocreales; Cordycipitaceae
Product: Fungal transcriptional regulatory protein
Exons: 8
Coding region: 1-2331 (776 amino acids)
Biological process (GO): DNA-templated transcription; regulation of DNA-templated transcription
Cellular component (GO): nucleus
Molecular function (GO): DNA binding; DNA-binding transcription factor activity, RNA polymerase II-specific; zinc ion binding
Source: RefSeq, a predicted model, not a curated record